This is a messenger RNA of Scutellospora calospora, 2448 nucleotides long. Lineage: Eukaryota; Fungi; Glomeromycota; Glomeromycetes; Diversisporales; Gigasporaceae. The record is from the annotation of a GenBank genome assembly.
AUGUCGUCUAACGGUCGAGCUCAAUCAUGCUUUCAGAAGCUUAAUCAAAUGAACGAAGAAGCAUGGCUGCAGAUGGGUUCUGCGGCUGAAUUAAUGCAGGAAUAUGAUCGCGCCAUGAAUGCUUAUGAAUCUGCUUUAAGACACAAUUCUUAUUCCAUUACUGCUUUAUCUAAUAUUGCCGCUCUUUGUCGGGGAAGAGAACAAUUUCCAAAGGCUGUCGAAUAUUUUCAAAGGAUCUUAAAUAUUGAUCAGGCAAAUGGUGAAAUUUGGGGUGCUUUAGGUCAUUGUUAUUUAAUGAUGGAUGACCUUCAAAAAGCAUACAGUGCUUAUCAACAAGCUUUAUUUCAUUUACCCAAUCCAAAGGAACCUAAGCUUUGGUACGGAAUCGGUAUAUUAUACGAUCGUUAUGGUUCUUUGGACCAUGCCGAAGAAGCUUUCUCUCAAGUAAUGAUGAUGGAGCCAAAAUUUGAAAAGGCCAAUGAGAUUUACUUUAGAUUAGGAAUCAUAUACAAACAACAACAGAAAUAUGAUCAGAGUUUAGGAUGUUUUAAAUAUAUUUUACAUAAUCCUCCAAGACCUUUGACCGAAGUGGACAUUUGGUUCCAAAUUGGUCAUGUAUACGAACAACAAAAGAAUUUUAUGUCUGCUAAGGAAGCUUAUGAGCGUGUGUUGAAUGAUAACCCAAAUCAUGCAAAGGUUCUACAACAACUUGGGUGGCUUUAUCAUCAACAAAGUGCAAGUUUCACUAAUCAAGAUUUGGCAAUUACAUAUCUAACGAAAUCACUAGAGUCUGAUGGCACUGAUGCUCAAUCAUGGUAUCUUCUUGGGCGUUGUUAUAUGGCUCAACAAAAAUAUAAUAAGGCUUAUGAAGCUUAUCAACAGGCCGUGUAUCGUGAUGGUCGUAAUCCCACGUUUUGGUGUUCAAUUGGUGUUCUUUACUAUCAAAUAAAUCAGUUCCGAGAUGCUUUGGAUGCUUACAGUCGUGCGAUUCGCCUGAAUCCAUACAUUAGUGAAGUAUGGUAUGAUCUUGGUACUCUAUAUGAAUCUUGUAAUAAUCAGAUAAAUGAUGCUCUUGAUGCAUAUCAACGAGCUGCAGAAUUGGAUCCAAGUAAUCCACAUAUCAAACAACGCUUGCAAAUGUUGAGAAAUCAACAACCACCAGGUGGUCAAACUUCUGCUCCAAUUCCUCAAGAUGUAAAUCCUCAAGCGUACCAAUCUAAUGGUCCUCCUCCUAUGCUUGGUGGUAAUACUCCAACAUUUGCUCAACCUCCUGGUCCGCCUGGUCCCCCAGGAUAUGGUGGUAGACCUAUCGAUAAUCGUCCAAACCAUCCAUCUCCUCAACAACCACUGCCUUCUUUACGUCACGGCGGUUCCGACAAGUGUACGACUCCUUCUCCACAACUUCCUUCACAACCUCCUCAAAUUCAAAUGCAAGAAGACCGUCAUCCUAGGCAUUCUCCUCAAUUACCUGAACCAUAUCAACCAAUGAGAUCCGGUUUUCCUUCUGAACAUGGCAGUUCUCAACUCUCUUCUUAUCACCAACCCUCACAUCAUGAUCAUGAUUCUGAUAUUUAUGAAAAGAUUAAUAAAUCUGGUGAUCGACAUGGCAAUGGUGUUCCUCCUUAUCACACUUCCGAACCUCUCACUUCACAUGAUCCUCUUCCACCUAUUCAAUACCAUGAAAAUCGUGAAUUGGAUUCAAUAAUGAAGAGACCUGAUGAACCUCCACUUCGUCCAACUGAUCAUCCAAGGCCACAACACCCAAGUAGUCACCGCCCAGAUGAAAGUUCGCUUGAGGAUAAAGUAAUUCCUUCUCCGUAUCCUACUUACCGACAAGAUGACCAUCUUCCAAGACGUUCCACAGAUAUUAAACCUGAAACUCCUACUGUCCAGAGAGAGUCUCCUGUCAGAGAACCUUACGCUACUAAUGAGCAACAUAGUCCUAUCUCCAACGUUUCAAAUAAUGAUAUUCCACGAAAAUCUUCAACAGAUCAAAGACCUGAAACACCACGAAAUGAUCUUUCAAAAAUUCCACGUAUUAACGAACAAAAUAAUCCUACAUCAUCAACUAGUCCUCUUGAAAAUGAUAAAAUACCAAUCCCUAUUCGUACUAAUUCUUCUGGUAAUGAACGUUCAUCGGGGUCCACAACUGUUCGUCCUGUCGAUGAAGAUUAUGAUGGAACUACUGAUGAUCCUGGUAUUUCUGCUUCAUCUGCUGCACAAAAACGUUCAUACUCUCCAUCAAAAAUUGAUGAGUUAGAUGAUCGUCGGGAUGAAAGUAAUGCUAAAAGAGUCAAACAAUCAACAACACCCGUAGAUGAAGCACAAUCUCCAAUAUCAUCUCAUUCGGAGCGAGAAAGGGAACGAGAUAGACAAAGGGAAAGACGAAAAUCAGAACAAAGUGCAAAUGGAAGUAAUACUCAGUCCCCGGGAGGUGGUUCACCAUGA